Messenger RNA from Sebastes umbrosus (honeycomb rockfish), 3243 nucleotides. Its product is annotated as protocadherin gamma-C5-like. Lineage: Eukaryota; Metazoa; Chordata; Actinopteri; Perciformes; Sebastidae. Gene Ontology annotation, cellular component: plasma membrane. The record is from RefSeq and is a predicted model, not a curated record. The coding region runs from base 16 to 2508 and encodes 830 amino acids. Gene Ontology annotation, molecular function: calcium ion binding. Gene Ontology annotation, biological process: homophilic cell-cell adhesion. The transcript has a single exon.
UCUAACGGACUGGGGAUGACAAAGACAAUAGGAUACCGAGACUGGAGAUGGCAGGCGCUUUGGUGGCAUCAUUUCUUUCUCUUGUGGAGUACAAUAAGCGGACAGACUCGUUACAGCAUCCCGGAGGAGCUGAAACAGGGCUCUGUGGUAGGAAAUCUAGCCAAAGAUCUGGGUUUGGGACUAUCAGAGAUUUUUGAUCGUAAGCUGCGCGUCGCCUCUGAGGCUGGUGAGCAGUAUUUCAGUGUGGAUGCGGGGAAGGGCGAGCUGGUGGUGAAUGACAGAAUAGACAGAGAGGCUUUAUGUGGACAAAGCGCCAGCUGUGUGAUGCCUCUGCAAGUCGUCAUUGACAAACCGUUACAAUUGCACCGAGUUGAGGUGGAAAUACAAGAUAUUAAUGACAAUUCUCCAAGAUUUCCUUCGCAAGAAAUAACAUUACAAAUAGCAGAGUCGACAGCAGCAGGGGCACGUUUUCCUUUGGAGACCGCGCAAGAUCUUGAUGUUGGAGUGAAUUCAGUGAGGUCUUAUACUUUGAGUAAAGACGACUAUUUUAGUUUAAAGAUUAAAGAUGUGUCCGGUGGAAGGAAAGUCCCAGAGCUAGUCUUGUCUAAAUUGCUGGAUAGAGAAAAAAAGCCAAUUCAUCAGCUUCAACUAACAGCUAUAGACGGGGGAACCCCAGUGAAGUCUGGGACCUCUCUGAUAACAAUAAACGUGCUUGAUAACAACGACAAUUUUCCAGUAUUUGAGAAAAAUGUUUACAAAGUCUCUAUCAGCGAAAAUAGCAUAAAAGGUGCAUCUAUCCUAAAACUUACAGCUAAAGAUACUGAUGAAGGUCCUAAUGGAGAAGUAGAGUAUUCGUUUGGGACGCACACACUAGAUAUUGUCCUAUCUGUGUUUGAUAUUGAUUCAUUAACCGGAGAAAUAGGUCUUAUAGGGGAAUUAGAUUUCGAAACAAAUGCAAAUUAUGAAAUAGACAUUUGCGCAAGAGACAAAGGAAACCCGAGAAUGGAGGGGCAUUGCACUGUUCAUAUUGAAGUGUUAGAUGUUAACGAUAAUGCUCCAAAUAUAUUUCUGACCUCCCAACCAAACUCUGUGCCUGAGGACGCCCCAAGUGGUACUGUAGUGGCUUUAAUCAGUGCCCGAGACCUGGACUCCGGUGACAACGGUAAAGUGACAUUAAAGCUCCCCAAAGGUUCUCCUUUUAAUCUGAAACCCUCCUUUUCUGAUAAUUACGCACUGGUUACCAGUGGUGCUUUAAACCGAGAGAGUUUCUCAGAGUAUAACAUUGAGAUAACAGCCACUGAUUUAGGCUCUCCUCCUCUGUCGACUAAAAAGACAAUAAAUGUCAAUAUUACUGAUGUGAAUGAUAACCCUCCUAUAUUCACUCAGCCCUCCUAUGUUGUAUAUUUAAAAGAGAAUGGGGUACCAGGCUCUAUACUGUACUCAGUAUCAGCAUCUGAUCUGGAUUUUGGUGAAAACGCCAAAAUCUCCUACUCCAUCUUGGACUCUAAAGUGCAGGACGUGUCUGUCUCCUCUUAUGUUUACAUUAACUCAGAUAACGGCAGCAUCUACAGCAUGCACUCGUUUGACUAUGAGAAGCUGAAGGUGUUUCAGAUUCAGGUUCAGGCAAAGGAUCAGGGCUCUCCGUCUCUCAGCAGCAACGCCACUGUCCAUGUUUUUAUCCUGGACCAGAACGACAACGCCCCCGCUGUUAUUUACCCCUCCUCCGCUGCCCUGGGCUCCCUCUCUCAUCAGAGGAUGCCCCGCUCCGCUAAAGCGGGUCACCUGGUCACCAAGGUGACGGCCGUGGAUGCUGACUCGGGCCAUAACGCCUGGAUCUCCUACAAACUGGCGGAGGCCUCAGACGCCUCUCUGUUCACUGUCAACCUGUACACAGGGGAGGUGAGGACUAAACGCGCUGUGUCCGAGCAGGACGACUCCUCUCAGAGGCUGCUUAUAGAGAUCAAGGACGACGGGGAACCGGUCCAGUCCGCCACCGUCACGGUGUCCAUCCUGCUGGAGGACGGCCUCCAUGAGCCCAUCUUAGACCUCCGACACAAAGUGGCCGAGCCCAGCAAGAAAACUGGCAGAAUCACCCUUUAUUUGAUUCUCUCUCUGGCCUCGGUGUCCGUGCUGUCUCUGGUGACUUUUCUCAUCUUAGCGGUUAAAUGCAUGAGGACCAGCAGAAGCAGCGGUAGUUGCUGCAUGAGACGGACCGACUGUGAUGGUUACAAGAACCCCAACAGAAACCUGCAGAUCCAGCUCAACACUGAUGGACCUAUAAAGUACGUGGAGGUCCUGGGAGGAGACAUGAUGUCUCAGAGUCAGUCCUUCAGGUCCUGCAUGUCUCCGAUGUCAGAGUACAGUGAUUUCACUUUGAUUAAACCCAGCAGCACCACUGACUUUAAGGAGGUCAUCAGUGUUCUGGAUGCGUCUUUACCCGACAGCACCUGGACAUUUGAGAGCCAGCAGGUGAGCAGUGAACAAACGAUGGCAUAUACAGUUUUGUGAAACUAUUUUAACUGCAAAGAAAGCACAACUUUUUUAUUUUUCACAGUGAAAAAUCCUAACAACAAGGUGCUGCAAUGGGUUCUUAAAAUGUUGGAUAUCUGUUCCCUUGUUAGUCGAUGUAUUUGAAAUGUAAAUAACAAAUUUAUAUCUUAAUUAAAACUUGUAAUGUGUCUAGUUAACUUGGACAACAUUUUUGGCACAGCAGCUGUUGUUAUUUGAUCUGAGGAGUUUGUUGGAUGUUGAAUAGCUUUUUGAGCAGAGCGUUUCAGCACCACAAGGGUGGACAGCGACACUGGCCCAUGAGGCGUAGGGAGCGCAUGACAAUAGACUGUUGUUGAUGGCUUUUACUCGAGGGGUAGCUAUGACAAUACAUGAACGUUUAACUAACACACUUGAUAAAUAUUUUCACUCAGUACAUGUCCUGAACUUAUUGACUUACAUCAACGCUGAUGAUGGCAUUUAGAAAUCAAAGCCAAGUAAAGUAAAUUUGGCCUCAAUGAAUUGAAUGUAAACAGUAAAUAUAGUUUUUUGAUAUACAAGCAUUGAAUUUAACGCAUGUGGCCUAUUUAUUUUACAUUUAUAUAAGUCCUUGAUAUUUGAAUGGCAUCUCCUGAUUUGUGUUUCACCUCCUAUUUCGUGGCAGUGCAAAGGGGUUAGUGUAUCUUUAAUGAUGCUGCUCAGCGUCCCUCUCAUUGGAUGUGAGGGAUGGAUGCUGUGCACCAAUAGCAUUCAGAA